CUCGAGUCGUAAACUUUGCAGUCAGUUCACUUGAACAGCUGUGAGUGAUCAGCAAAGACGACGGUUGUCGGGAACUAAAUAUAUAUACAAAUGUUCAUAUAUGCAAAAUUACAUAUAUCAGUAAAUGGAUGGAGCUGCAUAAGAAACAACAACCACACAAAAUAAUAAAUAUGUAUAUAUAAUAAAAACAAAAAAAAAAAAUAAGGAAAAAUAAAAUACAAAACGUAAAAUCUUUUGCGUAGUUUAUUCGCUCGCGUCGUUCGUUUCGUUUCUUCACUUGAACUCGUAUCUCAUCGGUUCGUUUCAUUGCGCUGCGCUGCUGAGAGUUGCUUCUUCAGUUGGCGCAGUACCGAAUGGCUUACUGAUGCCGUUCAGUUUCAACUCGAUGUUUAGUUUAGAUUGACCAGGACAAGUAGAUAUGCCCUGGCAGUCGUGCGACGCGCUCGGACGCUAAAAUCCAAAAAUUCAAAAAACAGAAACAGAAUCAGAAAUCCCAAACACGUUGUAACUUCCAAUCACCAAUUAGAAAACUGCAUUAAAAUUAAAUACGGGAACUCGAGUGCGUAAACAAGAUUGUGAUUAAAUCUCAAAACUAAAACUAAACCACCAACUAAACAACAACAACAACACUCUACACACACACACAUACACCCCUCCUUAUUGUCAAUGCAACGGACAAGUGAUAACAUUGAGUGGUGAACCAAAAACAUAAAUAAAAGUGCAGAUUGAGAUGCAGAUGCCUAGGCCCUAGGGGCAUGGAAAUAUAGCGAGACAGAAUUCUAAACAAAUCGUCACGAAAACAUUAUCAAUUGUAUAUUUUGGGUUUUCGAAAACCCAGAAGUAGAGAAACAAAAGCAACACGUAAAGCAAACAUAACCAGACGAGUCAGUGUGUGCGAGUGUGCCCAUUGGCAACAACUGUAUUCGAUGUAGUAUUAGUGACCACACAAACAAUAACAAAAAUAUAUAGAAAUUUUAUAUAAAACAUACAGAUAUAAAAUAUAUAUUUAAACAUAUGAAAUACAUGUAAACUCUCGGCCCAUACCAACAAACCAAGCAAGCAUACAAGUACGGGCCAAUCUAUUUAAUUCAGUGCAUUUAUAAAUUAAUAAAAUGUACAAUAAAUAUAUAUGUAUAUAGAGUAGGAGUGCGAUUGUGAGAGUGAGUGCACAUAAGCAGUAGCAGUGGCAGCAGCAGCAGCAGCAGCGAAAAGUAAAAAAAAAAAAAUUACACAGACGCAGCGCGAACGUGAGUCUUGGAAUAUUGCAAACACAAAACAAAAAAAAAAUAUAUAUAUAAAAACACCAACAAAAAAAAAAAAAUAAAUAAAUAACGAGGAACCAGUUUCACCUUGAGGAGCAAUACCUAGUGCACACUCACACACCAUCGGAUGCACACCACCACCACUAGCAGCACCAGCGCCAAUAUAUCUACCAGUGUGUGUGUGUGUACGCGAGUAUUUUGUUAAAUAAAACAGCCCGAUCGGACUGAGAGUGCGACUACGUACGACGAGUACAUAAUACAUAAUCGUGCAUUAAUGCUAACCGCUCUGCUUAAUAAUCCGUGAUAAAGCCCGCUAAGAAAACCGAGUUUUAUCAGCGAUCCAUGCCCGCACUGCCUCCCAGUAUCUGCGACUAUGUUCAGCUGCUGGAGAUCGAGCCAACUGCCCUGGGAUAACAUCGAGCUACAGAUACAGCACAAUCAACAGAUACAACUGAUACAGAAUCAGAUACAGAUUCAGAUACAGAUACAGAUACUCAAACAGAAGGAGAAACAAAAACAGAAGGAGAAACAGCGACAGCGACACAUAUGCGGCCAAGUGAGGUGCCAGUGUCAGGAAGAUGAUAGCUGCGCCCACACAGGCAACUGAAGAACCACCAUUUAGUUUUCGCCCAGGAACGAUUCCAACGGUUCCAACAGCAACAGCAACAGCAACCACCCCAGAAGCGAUUCCAGCCCCAAAACCGGAGUCAAUACCCCGCGUUCCGUCCACCCCAACGGACGUCCCCCCAACGAGUUUCGGUUCAACACAAAUACCAACACCAACAGCAGAACCAAGCCAGCGAGCUAUUACUCAUCCAACAGCGGCUGUGGCUUCGCCUUCCGCGCCUGUUGCUGCAGCUGCAUCGAACCCCAACCCGAGGUCCACUCCCACUCCAAACCACCACCCCCAAUCCCGUUUCCAGCCAGAGUCCAAUACGAAUUCAUUCGAAUCCAAUAUGGACAACGAAAGAUCUCCGAGCCAUAGUGGCCAUGAUAUGACACUGAACAUGAACGGCGAUUCCAGCCUGGUGUUUGGAUCUGCGCGGGUUCCUGUCAAUUCCAGCACCCCGUAUUCGGAUGCAACUCGGACCAAGAAACAUUCUCCCGGCCAUAUUAAGCGACCAAUGAAUGCCUUCAUGGUGUGGAGUCAAAUGGAAAGGCGAAAAAUCUGCGAGCGAACACCAGACCUGCACAAUGCCGAGAUAUCCAAGGAGUUGGGACGACGAUGGCAGCUCCUCAGCAAGGACGACAAACAGCCGUACAUCAUGGAGGCGGAGAAGCUGCGGAAGAUGCACAUGAUCGAGUAUCCCAAUUAUAAGUACAGGCCCCAAAAGAAGCAGGCACGCUCUCCGGGCGCCCUCAAGGGUAAUCCCAAUCAGGAAUUAGAUGGCAGCGAUGGAAAGAACGAUCCCACACACUGUACACUGUCCAAUCUUGCAAUUAAUAAUAAUAAUAACAAUAGUAACAACAACAACGGAACCACCACUGCCGGACGGAAAAGCAAAAGAUCUACCUCUACAUGUCAAACUGGAACAGCUUCUAAGCGAUUAAAAAACGAUACUACGGGUGAUACUUGCAAACCUAAAUACGAAGUAAACGCUGCCUCGGAUCUCGCGGAGCAGCUGCACAAUAAUAAUAGCACAGCUGAUAUUAAGCUACCCUCAGCCGAUAAUCUAUUAAGCUUUCAAUCCUCUCAAUACAUACCUCUAAACACCACUGGCGACGAUGUGAAGCUGCCCCCCGCCGACCAGUCCAGUCCUUCCAAUGCGCGCGAGAACAUUUCGGACGUAGUCCUGCGGUUCUUGCCCUUAUUUGUCAACUCGACGGACAACGAGGACUCCAAUGGACUGGACUCGACCGGCCACAGCCAUGGCAAUCAGUCGACAGCGGGUCUCAUCGACACCAUUGACCCCAUGGAUCCCAUUGACAGCAUCACCGCUCGCCAGGAUCUAUCCGAGUCGAUGCUGAGCUAUAUGCCCUACUGUGAUGACGAUGGCAACAAUCUGCUGGAGACAAGCGACCCGGAUCGGGUGAUCCUCCUCGAUAGUCUCGGCAAGCCCGUGUUCGAGUCCGAGGACAAUAUUGUGAAUGAUGCCAAUCUGCACUCGGCCAGCCAUCAUGUAUCUCCCUUUGUGCCUGACAACAGCGAUUGCUUCGCCGAUGAUUGUGUCGCCGGUGGGAGAGGAGGAAGCAGUGGCAGCCAUUCUGUCGUCGGCAGCGGCGGUGGCGGUGGCGGUGGAGAAAACUCCUCCCUUCCAGUCAAGUUCGAGGUGCAGCCCCACAACACCAUCUGCACGAUGAACAUCGAGAUCCACAACGGCUCGGGGCUGAUGUAUGGCGGGCCAGACGGCGGGCACACAUUCCAGAGCGACGACUUCAAUCCGAUGCCACCGGCGGCGGAGGACAGCGACUGCAGCAUACUGACCGCCUCCCAUUCACCCCAGAUCGGAUACUGUGGCGGCGGCGGCGGCAUCGGUGGCAGCUUUGUGGAGGCGGACGCUAUCGUGAACACAUGUACAUACACAACCACAAGCCAAGACUACGCCGGAAAUGUAAUUGAAACACACAAUGAUCUCAACUACGCCGCACAUGAUAACAACGGAGCUCUCCUAGCUUAUACGUUCGAGGAUAUGCCGCCUCAGCCAACCGGUAGUCAUUUAGAAUUUAACACUAACAAGUACGAGUUUGCAAGCUAUUAUAAAAUGUGAGAGAUAUAUGUACGGAGCGAGAUAUUUAAGUUUUUGUGUAAUUUAUAACUAAUCUAAUUUUUACGAUUAUAAUUUUACACCAAAUUAUAUAUAUAAAGAUAUAUGAAUAUGUAUACAUAUUAAAUACUAUAUAUUCCAUAAAUUCUAUAUACAGAAAACAGAAAGCGAGAAUAAAAUGCAUUGCAUUGAAAAUAGAAAGAA
Drosophila ananassae is the source of this 4171-nucleotide messenger RNA. RefSeq names its product putative transcription factor SOX-14 (gene Sox14). The transcript has 2 exons. The coding region runs from base 1841 to 3970 and encodes 709 amino acids. The record is from RefSeq and is a predicted model, not a curated record. Lineage: Eukaryota; Metazoa; Arthropoda; Insecta; Diptera; Drosophilidae. Gene Ontology annotation, molecular function: DNA-binding transcription factor activity, RNA polymerase II-specific; RNA polymerase II cis-regulatory region sequence-specific DNA binding. Gene Ontology annotation, biological process: cell differentiation; positive regulation of transcription by RNA polymerase II; anatomical structure morphogenesis.